AAAAUGGAAGUUGAAAGAAUCAUUAGUGAGAAUCAAGGUCUCUCAAUUGACAAAAAUAAUUUUGAGUAUUCUCUUCAAACUGAUAAUGGAAUACUUUUUAUUUAUUAUAAACCGUCAAACGAACAUUGCAUUGCUGUUGUGCCAAAAUUUACCCAAGCAGCACCACAUUUUUUAGAGAGCAUAACAAAAAUAAAAACUCCAAUGAGUGAUAAAAAAUUAAUUGAACUAUCAGAAUCACAAAGAGUACGUCGUGUAUUAACACUUGAAAAAAAAGAUACAACUGUAACGUAUUUUGGACCACUUGUUAUUGAUGAUAUUAUUAACUGGACAAUUCGACAAGUUGAUCCAACAAAUGAGCCACCAUCACCACCACUAAAAACAAUUGAUUCACAAGAAAUAUCAAUUGUUGAUUUUUCAAAUAAUGUAUUUUUUACAAUACUCAGUACAAAUUAUCAACAUAAAAUACUCAAAAUACCAGAUCAAAAUGAAUUUUUUAAUGAUUAUCAAUUUGAAGAUGAAACUCUGCUGUUAUUUAAAAAAUUUAAUAAAAAACAAUCAGUAUUUGAGGGCCAAAUGGACAUAAAUAAACUUGAAAAUUUUAUAAAAAAAUAUUCAUUACCAUUGAUCAUUGAUUACAAUAGAAAAUAUCAUGAUAAUAUAUUUAAAUGUGGUUUUAAAAAUUAUUUAUACAUAACAUUAAAUAGAAAUGCAAAACAAGUGUUCUUGGUAUGA
This is a messenger RNA of Aphidius gifuensis, 732 nucleotides long. RefSeq names its product protein disulfide-isomerase-like. Lineage: Eukaryota; Metazoa; Arthropoda; Insecta; Hymenoptera; Braconidae. Bases 4 to 732 code for a protein of 242 amino acids. The transcript is spliced from 3 exons. The record is from RefSeq and is a predicted model, not a curated record.